This is a messenger RNA of Culex quinquefasciatus (southern house mosquito), 567 nucleotides long. RefSeq lists its product as uncharacterized. The record is from RefSeq and is a predicted model, not a curated record. Bases 1 to 567 code for a protein of 188 amino acids. NCBI's taxonomy places the organism in Eukaryota, Metazoa, Arthropoda, Insecta, Diptera, Culicidae. The transcript is spliced from 2 exons.
AUGUUUUCCCGGCUGUGUAAGAACAGUAUUUUUCCCAGCGGAAGUGGAGGUGGCGGUAACAGCAGCGGUGCAUCAGGAGCGUCCACUGCAGCAUCCUCAACGGCAGCCGGUUCGUCGCCUUCCGAGCCCGUGUCCUCAUCGGCAGCAGCUGCUGCCACCACGACAACUGCAUCUUCAUCGUCAUCCCGGCGUCAUUUGAACCUCCCACUGCUGCCCGUGUUGCCACCGCGAUCAGCCGCCCAGAUAAGGCCAGAACCUCCCCCGCCGUACUGGGCCCACUAUCAGCAUCGAGUCGUUCCGGCGGCGGUGGUCCACCCCCCGAUUCCGUUGGCCCGAUCGUCUAGCACAAGCAGCAGUAGCAGUUCGUCCGCGGGGGUCAACGCGUCAAGCAAUGCACACCGGUUGCGUGGCCCGGCGGCAGUUUACGGAGGAGGCGUCGGCGCAGAAGGUUAUCAACGUGCAGUAACGUUGGAACGGGGCAGAGCCACGCAUCGGUACAAUAUUGCACACCAGCAGCAGCAGCACCGGCAGCGUCAGCGGAUCAAAGAGUACUUGUUGAGUGAGUAA